Molecule: messenger RNA, 2709 nt
Organism: Pleurotus ostreatus (oyster mushroom)
Lineage: Eukaryota; Fungi; Basidiomycota; Agaricomycetes; Agaricales; Pleurotaceae
Exons: 14
Coding region: 1-2709 (902 amino acids)
Cellular component (GO): Golgi medial cisterna; membrane; Golgi trans cisterna
Source: RefSeq, a predicted model, not a curated record
AUGUUUGCCAAGUUCCCUCAGAAAUUUGCCGCACCGUUUGGCUUGCUUGGGGACGAGCCAAAGCUGGCGUUUCGCAGCCAGCCCGGGGGGAUAUCUAAGUUAGCGACUACACGAAAUAUCAUUGAAACGGAUAGUUACUGGGACCAAUACGUCGUUCUGUUCGACUCGGCCUCGGAUGUCUUCUCUCUAAUUACACCCAACGAUAUACGACGCGCUCUGGCUGAAGCCCCAGAGAACGUCGCCACCCUCAUUCGUGUCAUUUCUUCUCGGUUAUUCAAUCUCGUUUCCGAUCACACGUUUCCGUCAGCGACGACCGCAUCUGUCACGGCUUAUGCCACCUCUCUGAUUAAGUCGGGGACAGGUUCGGCGGAACGAAACACGACGAAGGAGGUCCUCAAUUGCUUGCGUGUCCUCCAACGUGUCCUACCUGUGGUGUUCGAGGUUGAGGGUGAAGCGAGUGUGUUCGAGCUGGAGGUUCUGUGGAAGAAGCAGGCGGCGGAACAGGUUCACGAAGAGAGCGAAUCACAAGCGCCCCAGUUUGUUAUUGAUGACGACGAUGAUAGUGAGAACGGAGAUGCGAGAUCACCCACAUCCCCAAAAGAACAGGCUGGGACGAAGCCAAAAGCACUUCUACCAUCAUUGGGCGAACGGUUGUUUAGCUGCCUCAUCGACCUGCUCUUCUGUUGUGGUUUCACUCUUCCGCCUAAGCUACAAGUCGACCACUACAAAAUCAACUAUGUCAUUUGGGAGAAAGGCGUUGGAUCAACAUCAGAUCCCGGACCCAGCUUCUCAUACGAUGGUAACAAAACUGAAGUCCUUCGUCUAAUUCUGGUCCUUCUCUCAAGACAAAUAUACGUGCCGCCCUCAUCGCUCUUCACGAAACCUUCCCUAUACACACUGCAUCUCGUCCAGCAGACACCGCGACGUGAUGUUCUGACAAUAUUAUGCUCACUACUGAAUACCACCAUGAGCGCCAGCUCAUACGGAUCGUCGACCAUCAGCAGCGUUGCCGGGAAACUGCCUUACAACCACCUGAUGUUUAAAGGCGAGGACCCCCGUACGAGCUUGAUUUCUAUGUGCUUCCAAGUCCUUUGUGUACUCCUGGACUUCCAGAGCGAUAGCGCUCGAGACAAGCCGUCAAAGACGGAUGAAACCCAUCCCCCGACUCCAACCCCUCGUACAAAUGCCUUUCGCUAUUUCCUGAUGAAGCUGCACAGGGUCCAAGAUUUCGCGUUCAUAUUCAAUGGCAUCUUCGCCAUUCUUGAACAGCAGAUCGCCAACAUGAGCAACUUACUACCAGGCGCUCGGAAGUCUGUCCCAUAUAUGUUUGAGACUGUCGUAUUCUUAUGGAAGAUGAUUGAGCUUAAUGAGAAAUUCCGUAUUUAUCUACUUGAAUCUGAGAGGGGUAUGGAUUUAAUGGCAUAUAUAUUAUGCUACAAUCUAGAGAUUAAAGACAAGACUGAACAACACGGUCUAUGUCGCGCACUCUCCUACAUUAUCCAAACGCUGUCUGCGGAGCCUGCCUUUGGACGUGUUCUUUGCAACCCCAUUAAAUCCCAAUUGCCCGCGAAAUGGCACACGGGCGGCACAGCGGGAGACUUUAUCGUUAACUCGAUCUACGCUAUAAUUGCAACCACAUCAGGGACUCUGAACUCCAUUUACCCUGCCCUCAUCAUCGCCCUGACCAAUUGCGCCCCGCAUUUCAAGAAUCUCACUGUCACGUCGUCUGCUCGCCUCCUACAGCUAUUUACCUCAUUUUCGAACCCGUUAUUUCUGCUUGCGGACGAGGGUCACCCACGUUUGCUGUUCUUCAUGCUGGAAGUCUUCAACUCAGUGAUUCUCUACCACCUGACCGACAACCCCCAUCUGAUCUACAAUAUAUUGAACUCGCAUAAAGCAUUCGAGGACUUGGGCACAUUCACACUUGCUCGGGGUCUCAGAGACAUCAAACGAGCUCGUAUUGUGAAAGAGGAAGCGGCGCGGAAGGAUGGUAAUCAAAAGAGCAAGAUGCGCGCCUCGGACAUCGAAGAGGGGGAUCCUCACAGCGAGAAGGUCAGACUCAUGGAACUUGAGGAGCAACGGACGAAUUCGACGGAGCAGCUACCGGAGUCUCAACGGACUGAUAGCACGGAUACUCUACCGCUGAACGGCACACCUGCGUCUUCGAUAUCGGAAAAGGCUCGCGGGAAGAUGAAAGAGCGAAGGUCUAUGUCGCUCGACAAUAUUGAUCCUGCAGCUGCCGCGGCAGUGGGUCGGAAUGGUUUCAUACCAACGCAAGAAUGGGUAACAUCAUGGCAGCAAGGAUUGCCGAUGGACUGCAUCAUGCUCCUCAUUACAGAACUGUUGCCUAAGGUGCAAGAUAUACAGGCCGCCCGGAACAACCCCACUUCGGUGACCGCGAUUAUUGAUUUCUUGGGUAGCGUGUCUCUACAAGGUGUCCUGCCUCCCAAACCACCUCUUGCACCAAGGAAAUUUGUCUGGUCUGACUCGUCAAUCGUAUGGCUGACAUCUAUGAUAUGGGGUGAGAUCUACGUCCGCGGAAUGACGCCCCUGGGGAUCUGGAAUUCGACCCACGUUCGCCUAUUCUACGUGAAGCAUACGCAAGCUCAACAGCGUCAGAUUACGGAGGCAGUCUCGAAUGUUGUGGGUGGCAUAUGGGGCCGGAACUCUGAUACGACGAUGGGGAGAGGGCGUAGUGGAGGCUCGUAG